Prorocentrum cordatum is the source of this 348-nucleotide messenger RNA. The record is from the annotation of a GenBank genome assembly. Lineage: Eukaryota; Dinophyceae; Prorocentrales; Prorocentraceae.
AUGAUCCGUGUUGAGGUGGGGUCGGAGUUGUUCACACAAGGUGUGGCACCACAUUACAAAGCGGAUUUUAGUUACACCUGGACGUUGGCCGCGCCCGCGCCAUCUGGCUCUAGGAUUAGGUUCCAAUACCACGUUGGGGGGGGAGGCGCGCACUGCCUUUACAUCGAUGCUGGCGCGGCGCUGACUGUCACCACCACAAGUUCCUUCGUGGUCGAUUGCACUGGGCGCAACUACAACGCCCAGGUUUCGCACUGCCAGUCGCAGGGCGUGUCCAUCGCCAGCAUCCACAGCGAUGCAGAAAACAACGAGAUCUUGAGCUUGCUUCAAUCUCAGAAUUGCAACGCAUAA